CGGGCCGCCGCCGGGAGAGUCGUCGCGAUGCGGCUCCGCGGGUCGGCCCCUGCCAGCGCCGGACGUCCCGGCUUUCCCGGACUAGUGGUCGGAGGAGGGCGGACCCGGAGCCCUGGAGCCGGCGGGCGGGAGCGAGAGGAGGAAGUCCGGCCGGCAGACGGGCGCCGGGGUCGGCGGAGGGAUCUGGGGCCGGGGCGGCGCGCGUGAACCCCGGGCAGUUCCUUCCGCGGGUGCGCGCGCAGGUGUUUAAAGGGAAGGCGGCCGCGGGGGCUGCGGGUUCCUCCGCUCGCCCGCGAGGUACUGUGGUCCCGACGCUUAGGGGGUGCGGUCCGCUGCUCUGGCUCUUCACGUGAAAGCCUGACAGCUGCAGGUUGCCGAUUCUAAUGAAUCUCUCCGUGCCUCCCGAGGAGACUCCACCGGGGCGGGACGGGCCCUGGAGCAGCAGCUCUCUCUUCUGCCCCGCGCCUUGCAGAAUCUCGUGCAAUCUUUCCGACUCUGAAGCCCAUGCUAGUUUUUUUUUUUUUUUUUUUUCCCCUUCCUUUUUUUUUUUUUUUCUGGAGGUCAGAGGCAGCUCAGAGAGCACACAGACUUCGGCUACAAAAUGGGUGGACUCCUGGGAGGAUGCUACCUCACUGUCAGGGCUUCGGACAUGAACUUUAAACAUGAGGUGGUGGGCAGGGUUCAUAGAUGGGAAAGGACCGUGUCUCGAGGAAUGCCUCCUGCAGUUACGGUGGUGAAGGGAAUGUAUGUAUACCGUCUGCUUCAGUUCAGCCACUAUUUACAGUGCGGGUCGUGAGCACUGCUGCUCUCCUGUCGCAGGCUCUGCUCGGACCCCUUUCCUACCCAACCAGUCUCAAGUUUUUUUUUCCAUCAGUGUUGUUUAUAGUAGGUAAAGAAAGCUUCAAGUAAAGUAACAUUUGCUAAUGAAACUGCAGGCAUCAAAUUCUGUUGCAAUACUUUCAAAAGCAGAAUGCUAAGCUAGGUCAUGGUCUCGGAGUCAUGGGAUAGAGCCCCACGUCUGACUCUGCACUCUCCACUCAGUGAGAAACCUGGAAAUGAGCCUGAAGAGGUGAAGCUGCAGAAAGCCAGCAAACAGAUUGUGCAGAAUGCCAUCUUGCAAGCUGUGCAGCAAGUCUCCCAGGAGAGCCAGCAGAGGGGAGAGAGAACCAGUGACAGCCGGGGCAGCCUCCAACUGGGCGUGGGGGAAUUAACCAAGAAGCAUGAAAAGAAGUAACACAGUGGAUUUGGCUCUUGUCAUGUGCUUGGUUUCCAGCCUUCCUCUUAGUAUAGGAUGCGUUGCCAAAAUGUUGCCAGUAAAGCAAACCAAAGUGUCAUCGGCACCUAGCAGUAGAAUGAAUUUGUGCUAGCCCUUGGCUGGGAAACACUGUGUUGAAAAAGUGCAUUAGACGAUUCUGUUUAUAUUAAUGCAGUGCCUCUGAAACAUAGCGGGGCCAAACACGACUCUGUAAUUGCAAAAGUAGUUUUGCAGCACAAUUUAUUUUUAAAGUUCUUUUUUCCUGAAGUUUCUGUCUUGUUUAUUUACUUUUGCCUUUUAUGCAUCUUUUUGCAAGUAUAACCAGCAAUCCUUUUUGCUGAAAUAUUGUUAUUGUGUUCUCUGUAAUAUUUGAAAAAAGACAUGCCGGAUAUGUGAAGGAAUGGAGUUUGUCAACUUCAAAUAUGGAUUCAAAGGCUUCACUGGGUUCAGGUCCAAGAUCAAGUUGAGCAAAAGCAAAUUCUAAGACUCAGUCCCUCAGGAUCUUUCAAGGCAUAUAUUUAUAUUACUUUUUAAAAAGGAGGAGUUUAAGUUUUUAAGAACUCUUUUUUUUUUCUCUCCAUGGUUUGUUAGCUGGUUUUCACUCUCUGUGCAAAAGUCCUUUAGAAAUAUGGAUUUCUUUUUCUAUCUCAAAUUAAAAUAAGACAAAUGAUGGGUAUAUAUGCAUGAGUUGCCAAUGAUCCAAUUUUUUUUAGCAGCCCCAUGAGGAGCAACUAGAACUAUAGAUUCCACCCUGGGGAUACACUGGAGUCCGAUUAUGGGGUACAGUGUCCAUGGAAAGAGUUUUGGGGCUUUUUAAAUACUAUGUUGUCAUCAGGCUCUGCCGUCCCACUAGUACCUUCCUAAUAAGAACUUUUCCCUUCCCACUCACAAAUUAAAAUUAUAUUUUUGAGAUUAUGAAAAUCAUACAUAUCAGGAAUAAAUAACACUGAAAAUGGGGAAACCAUUUUUUUAAAACUCUCUGAAGCACGAAAAUACAGUGGAAAUGAUAAAGUAACAGUGUUUUGGACACUACAAUAAUGGAGAUACAUGUGCAUAUGAAAAAAGCUAUCAUUAUUGUAAUAGUAUGACUUCUACCCCAUAUCAAUAAGGCACAUAUUUCUGGGGUCAUUAGAACCCCAUUGUCUGGGUUUCACAACAGUCAUUGAGUUGGUGCUACUGAAGACAGAGAAAGAAUCUGACCAUUAGUAAAAACCCUUUGGCUUCAGAAUAUCAAAAUCUAUGUUUGAUUGUUUUUUUUUUGAAAGCCAAUAUCAGCACAUAUGAUAUAAUUGAUAUUAAGAUUUACUUCUAGAAUUCCAGAAUGUUACACUUUCCAAGAUGGAUACUAUUGAUAAUAUUAGAUAAAUGAAAACACUCUCUUAUCAGCUUUGUUAGACUGUCUCACAUGAUGCAUGGCUGGAAUAAAUUCACAGAAAGAAUGGCUGUGAGAGGGAGCAGAGGGAGUUAAAAUUUAAAUGUGCUUUAUUUCUAAAUAUUUUUUAGCAGAACUUAUGACAAUUGGAGAAUGAGUUUAAAUUGAUUUGAAGUCAUAUAAUCAAUAUGAUAUGAUUGUACAGUAUGUGGAUAAUGGGAAUGAAAGUAUUAAGAGAAAUCAUUCAGAAAGAUCUACUAUAAAAAUAAACCCAACGCUUGUAGUUUGCAGGUGAUCUAGCACCAUGUCUAUCUACUAAGAUGCUGGUUAUAACCAGUCCUGGACCCUGCUGUCAAAUCAUGUGACAGAAAUAUAGAAAUGCGCUAUCUUUCUUCUCUGGUGUGUCUGUGCUAAUACAUUGGGGAUCUUUGAGAAUAUCUGAUUAACUUCUGUAUCUAAACAUUAUUUGUAAAUAAAAUAUAUCCAGCUUUGAAA
Messenger RNA from Canis lupus familiaris (dog), 3122 nucleotides. RefSeq names its product A-kinase anchor inhibitor 1 (gene AKAIN1). The transcript is spliced from 3 exons. NCBI's taxonomy places the organism in Eukaryota, Metazoa, Chordata, Mammalia, Carnivora, Canidae. The coding region runs from base 986 to 1234 and encodes 82 amino acids. The record is from RefSeq and is a predicted model, not a curated record.